This is a messenger RNA of Bactrocera neohumeralis, 897 nucleotides long. RefSeq names its product mpv17-like protein 2. Gene Ontology annotation, biological process: mitochondrial ribosome assembly. Lineage: Eukaryota; Metazoa; Arthropoda; Insecta; Diptera; Tephritidae. Gene Ontology annotation, cellular component: cytoplasm; membrane. The coding region runs from base 90 to 629 and encodes 179 amino acids. The transcript has a single exon. The record is from RefSeq and is a predicted model, not a curated record.
AAUUAAAUACCUUCACAAAACAUUUUCAUUUUGUUAUUUAAUUUGAGAGAAUUUUUACGUGCGAGCAAAACAAAUUGUAAAAUACGUUUAUGUCUUUUAUCUAUCGGCUCUCUAAAAUCGCUUUUUCCAAGAAAUAUUUGUUUUACACUAACACUGGAAUAUCGUUUGUAUUAAGUGGAGUUGCGGACAUCAUAGACCAAAGCUACGAAAAGUAUUCGGGUAAACGUAAAGAAUGGAGUCCUAGGCGUACUUUCAGCAUGUGUAUUGCUGGUCUCUGUAGUGGUGUUGUGUGUCAUCACUGGUACAUAUAUCUUGAUAAACGUCUACAAGGCAGAAAUUUCAAAACUGUGAUGUUAAAAAUUGUAUUAGAUGAAGUGAUUUGUUCACCAGUCUACUUGACGGUCUUCUUCACAACGUUAGGUUUCAUGGAGGGCCAUACUAUUGAACAUUCUUUACAAGAAUUGCGGAAUAAAAUGUGGAAAAUAUAUCGCUUUGAGUGGAUGUUGUGGCCACCUGCGCAAUUUAUAAAUUUUUAUUUUCUCCCCACUCAAGUACGUGUUCUGUACGUUUAUAUGAUCAGUCUAAUACAUAUAACUUACACGGCACAUGUUACACAUGACGCUGAUUAAUCAGUCUAUGAAAAAAUACCAAAAAAUAAGGGUAAAGAAUAAACAUUCCCAUAACAAGAGCAGUUCUUAACAAAUAGUACAAUAAUUUUUUUUUAAUAAAGCAAAUUUGUAUACGACGAUUAAUGAAAGUUUAUUAAUUUGAUUCCAAGUGCGCUAAUAACAUUGAAUAAUUCAUUUCAAUAUAAGACGUAUAUAUACCAAAAUUUUGUCCAAUUAGCAAACUCUGAAUUUAGCCGUGCUUUUGAAAUAAACUUUAAUUUCAAUACAA